Henningerozyma blattae CBS 6284 is the source of this 1143-nucleotide messenger RNA. RefSeq lists its product as uncharacterized. Gene Ontology annotation, biological process: small GTPase-mediated signal transduction. The record is from RefSeq and is a predicted model, not a curated record. Gene Ontology annotation, molecular function: GTPase activity; GTP binding. The transcript has a single exon. NCBI's taxonomy places the organism in Eukaryota, Fungi, Ascomycota, Saccharomycetes, Saccharomycetales, Saccharomycetaceae. Bases 1 to 1143 code for a protein of 380 amino acids.
AUGAAUGGUCAAGAAAUAGAGAAAUGCAAAACUUGUGGGGGCAACGUACCUCAAUAUCAUCGUAGACUGCAUGAUCUUUAUCCCUGUGGCGACUUUAUAGUAAAUCAAGAAGUUAAGAAUGAUUCAAAGGGUCAAGUAGCUCAUCAGUUAGUUUCUUUACCGUCUGCAUUUACUAGAGAACUGACACAAGUAGAAAGUUAUUGUGCGAUGAAAGGUCAGAAUAAAUUAUAUGAUGAUCACGUAAAGAUAUUAAUAGUAGGAGAUGAAGGCGUUGGAAAGACGACUCUAUUGACCAGUUAUGUGGAAAAAAAAUUUCCUGAAAGAGAACUGCCUACUUGUAGUGAACAUUUUUCCACUGUUGUAGAGAGUAGAAAUAAAAGAAAAAUUGAACUAUCUUUGUGGGAUAUAUCAGCACAUGAAGGAGCUCAACGGUUAAGACCGAUUUCAUACUCUAAUUCUGAUGUGGCCCUAGUUUGCUAUUCUAUGGAUAAUCCAAAAAGUCUGUAUAAUGCAGAGAGGUUGUGGGUACAAGAGAUAAAUCAUUUUUGUGCAGACACUCCAAUCAUUCUAGUAGGUUUGAAGCUUGACUUGAUUAAGAGUUCCAAAAGAAAUAGUAAUUCACAUAACAGGGAAAAAUCCCUUCAAAGAAUGUCCAAUAAAGAAUUAAAUCAAAUAUGUAAUAGACUAAACAUUUUUGCUCAUAUGGAAUGCUCGGCCAAGACUUUGGAGAAUGUAGAUAAUGUAAUUAGCUUUGCAAUAAACACCACUGUAGAUUACAAACCCAAGCUUGCCUCCAAAAGUAUAUUUCGAAGGAAAAGUGGUAAAAAGGAAAAUGCUAAUGUUACCACAACUCUUCAUAAAAACGCUUCUAACGAAGAAAUAAAUCAGGAUAAAGAAGAUUCGGAAAGACUUACUUCAAAUUCUAUCAUAACAAAGAGUGAAGAGUCUUUACUAAAUGAAGAGUUGAAAAGAAAAGAUAUUAAAUAUAGUAAAUCCAAGUUAGGAAUAAAAAGGAAAAAUAGAAACAGUUUAAUAGACCAAGAUAUUCUACAGAAUUAUGAGCCCCAUAUGAAUCCUUAUAACAGGGAAAAAAAAAGUGACAGCAAUGAAAGGUCUAAUGGUAAUAAAUGUGUUAUAUCUUAA